AUAGCCAAAGCGGCCGGUGUACAUUUGCAAAGCCUAGAAAAUAAGCAGAAGCAACAAAUUGAAGCCGCAGAUAUACGCGACAACGACGAUUUUCUCAACGAUAGACCUCAUGUGAUACCUAUGAAUUGUUUAGCGCGCGCGAAUCUCGUUUCGUCCUUGACUGUUGCUCGUUUUUGCGUUGGUCCUGGCUGGACUUGACAUACCAAAAGAGGCUGUGUGCAUCAUCGUCAUCAUCGUAAUCAUUGAGAAUCACGGCAGUCAUUGCGCUCCCGUGUUUCGAAGAUUCUUUGCGAGAAGGGCCGACGAGAAAAGCCAAGAACAGGAGAUACGUUCUGACCGUGCUAGUGGGAGGACACGUUUUUCACGCUCUCUGCUGCGGAAAAGCAGAAAAGUUGCCACUUUGCAAAAGUGCUGUUCUGAAAAGUUCCAACAGUGUGAUAUGUGGUGUAUUCCGUAGACGGAUCAGUGCUCUACUGGAGUUUGCAUAAAUUCAAAGUGGAGAAGUGCGCCAAUUGGUGAAAAAUGAUGCUGAAGAAAAAUAUCCUCUGCUGGUUGCUCCUGUCAGCCAUAUUGGUUAAAACGGCUUAUUGUGUGCCAACGGCAGCGGUAACCGAGGCGGACGAUGAUAACGACUCUGAGUGGGAUGAGGAUGACGAAUCAUCGGAGGCAGACGACGACGGGCGGAUCUACAAGAAUCCUCGGAAUUUGCCCUCGACCGAGUGUCCACGAGACGAGGAGCAAGCGACACUGCUGGGACAAAAAUGUCUGAGAAAAUGCUCCUCGGAUGAAGACUGCAAAAGCAAGAAGAAGAAAUGCCUGUGCGACGGAGCGUGUGGAAUGUCGUGUAUCAAGCCGGACCGAGAAUGUCCACCGGUAGACAAACCGUCCAUGGGGGACGUCAACGUGUCUGGCAAGCACUUUGGAUCACGUGCCGUUUACACAUGUCCGCAUGGGUACCACGUGGUUGGGCUACAGAGCCGUCUCUGCCAAGCGGAUGGAACCUGGGCUGGAAGUGAACCAAUUUGCAAGCAAAACAUCUACUGUCUUCAACCUCCUGUAAUUGAGCAUGCACGGCACUCGGCCCUUCCGGAACAGGCCACGUUUGACUUGGAUUCAACGGUUCAGUAUCACUGUCAUACGGGUUAUGCAACGGCAGGGUUUCCGAGGGCAAAGUGCUUAGCUGUAGAUGGACAAGCCAGUUGGUACGGACCGGAUAUUUCCUGUGAACCUCGUUCAUGUGGUCAACCAUCGGAUCCCAAUCACGGAUGGCACUCGGGUGAAAGUUACACCUUCGGUGGUAAGGUUACCUACCACUGCGGAGAAGGAUACGAAUUAGUUGGGAAAGCCGAAAGAUACUGUCAAGCGGACGGAUCGUGGACUCCGAAGGAACUGCCUACCUGUGUUUUGGUCACAUCUGUACAAUGUCCAUCGCCAGAGAAUCCGAAAAACGGCAAAGCCAUCUACACGAGUACAUCGUACAAUUCGGUUGUCAGCUAUGAGUGCCGCUACGGCUAUACACUGGUAGGCGAGAGUUCUCGGCGCUGUGGAGCUGAUAAACGAUGGACCGGAACUCUACCGGCGUGUAAAGAAAUUAACUGCGGCCACCCGGGAACUUUAUACAACGGAUGGCUGGAAAACAUAGAAAGUGGAACGGGGCUUGGAGCCAGCAUUAUUUUCCGAUGCCACCCUGAAAUGCUGCUGGUAGGAAAUACUUCAUCGGUAUGUCAGAUAGAUGGUAGAUGGCGUUAUCCGUUGCCUCAGUGUUUGGCUCCCUGUGUGGUCCCAUCUAUAUCUCAGGGUCAAGUUAUACCGAUCGAAUUCGAACUGGAUGUUAACAUGACAACGAUUAUACCGACAAGUGGAAGCAGCUCUAAAGUGAAACAUGGCACCGUUCUGGAAGUGAUCUGCGACGAACAUUACGAAUUUCCAUUUUCAUCGCUGUCGCCACCAACGUGUAACAACGGAACAUGGAGUGUCAUUCCACGUUGUGCACCCGCCAGAUGCAAGACUAUGCCGAAGCCUCCAAAGUUUGGAAUGGUUUUGGCACCAAAAACUGAACACGGCAUGCGUGCUAGGUUUAAAUGCAAAGACGGGUACACUCUAGUAGCUCCUGGAGGAAAAGAGCUAUCGAACCCUAAUGAUUAUGUUCUGAUAUGCUCUUUUGGAAACUGGACGGGGGAAACUCCGCAGUGUCAGGAAGUGUACUGUGCAUUUCCUGGAUAUAUUCCGAAUGGAAAAGUAUUGCUGGUAGGUAAUAUGGGUCUGUACGAUUAUCGACCCUAUGUGAGGAAGGUUAUCAAUAAUAAACAAAUUAUGUACGAAUGUGAUAAAGGAUAUGUUAUCGACACUGGUCCACCUGGUGCAACCUGUAUCGGUGGAAAAUGGAGUCCCAGAGAGCUUCCCACGUGCAUUCCAGGCCAGCACCCAAGACUGCGAUGGAACAGACGACGCCGUUCAAUCGAUCUAAGACUGCGAUUCAACAGAUCAAAUCAUCUCAAACAGCAUUAUCGGUUUUUAAAACGAAAGCUCGACGAGCACGACGCAUAUCACCAUCUGUAUCCUAUGGAAGCUCAUGGCAUAGCUAAACGCAGCGUUCUAGGAUAUAGAGGGCAAAUGGCUCAUAAGAGGCAUUAUAAUUUUGACGAUUUCCAACGAUUUAGAGCGAAAAGAAACGUGGAAGCCAAUCGCAAUGCAUUUUUGAAAAACGCAAUACAAACUUUUCCAAUUCGCCAACGACGUCAACUAUCGGAUGUCGAACACGCAUACAAUAAGUAUUAUGAGCGAAUAAGAGCCAAGUACCGAAACUACGUUCAAAAUUUGCUUGGCUAUAACAAAAUGCGUCCCUUGCAGGAAAUGCAAGUUCAGGAUGGGAAAUGGCAAACAACGGAUCCGGAAUCAAUUUCUAGAAACAGGGUUGCACAAAAUUCACGAACGGGAGCAAACGAUUUCGAAGAAGAACAUACGACAAAGCCUCCACGUUCACCGAAAUCUAAAGUAAACAAAUCACGAAUUAAAUCAAAAGCUCAGCCUCCGAUCGUUAUUCCGAAUAUUAAUGAAGAGUCCACCUACAAAUACGACUUCCAUGAUACUCCAGAGACCAACAUGUCGAAUAAUGUGGGAGAAAAUGACAUUUAUUCCAACUAUUUUCCUCCACCGCUAACCGGGCGAUCGCACACUAAUUGGCAAUUUGCCUCGGAGAUAACGCCGAAAGUUCAAAUUCGCUCAGACCCGUACAGCCUCUAUGCUACUUUAUCUCAUAACUUCACAUACACUGGUAGGAAACCAGCUUCAACUCCAGUACUGAUGCAAAACCUACAUUCACAAAUCAUUCGUCGUAAGCGUAACACCGUUGAAGUAUCGGUCUCAUCUGCUGAAGACACACGAAGAUCACAGAAAAAUAAUCGUAAAAAUGCUGGAGCCACUGCAAACCAGACUGACCCAACAGGAAUGGAUGGAGAUCCAACGAAGAAAAUCAAAUUUAAGGGACCAUGUGAGCCCUUGUCUAGCGAAGCGCAUGCCCAGCUGGAAAUUGUAAGACCCGGAAAGGAUCCAAAUGAAGCAUUCGGCCCUGGGACGAUCGUACGAAUGACAUGUAGCAAGGGAUAUGUAUCAAACAUGGCCAGCCCGAAUGCGACAUCCAAAUGCGUGAGAGGUCGCUGGAAACCAAUCAAACCUACUUGCAAUAUGAAACCCUGCUUUGCACCAUCGACCGAACACGGCAAGUACUACUCCAGUCAAAUCGACAUGGUUACGAUGGACGCUGCCAAACUGUCAACGGCAGCAGCUCUUACACCUAUGGAAACUAUCGAAAGUGCUCAGCAGAUUAUGUUUCAAUGCGACCAAGGCUACAAUACCCAAGGUCCAUCCAGCCUUCGUUGUUGGAAUGGAGAAUGGGCCGUUAGUUCUAUGCCGGAGUGUCUUCCAGCGCCAUGCGUUCUUCCGCCGAUUAUGCACGCCAUGUACCAAGGAGGCUACCGAGCUGGGCUAACAAUCGCCCACGGUAGUUCGGUGAUGAUACAGUGUGAGAGCGGAAUGGGCAAUGUGGCGCCUGUUCAGAUGGAUUGUGCCCUUGGAUCGCUCACUCCGGAAACCAUAAACUGUGGAUAUAUAGCUUCGGCAUCUGCUUCGCGUAAAUCCCGAGAUGAUGAUAGUAGUUCGAUAAUUGUGUUAGACGGAAGUAACGUAACGUCUUCGGAGGAUGAGAAUGAUGGCAGAGAUUGUGGGCCUCCGGGUAAGAUUCAUGGAUCAUUGGUGUACAAAAAUGGCGAACAAAUUGAUGACAGUGAGGAAGGAUUCCCAUCUGGAACGGAGAUUACGUUCGACUGUAUUGUGAGCAUAACAGGGGAACAAACCACCUGGAAGAUUAUCUGCGAAGAUGGGCAAUGGAUUGGACGGUCAAUGAAUUGCGACGACGAUGAUCCAUUAUACCACAGGAUUCCAUCGGCCAACGGUUCCUGUAUGUUCCGGAACAAUGAGCCGCAUGUGGUGAGCUUCUACAACGAUCUCGAGAUAAGAGAAGACAUAGUCGAGUUUCCACCGGCAACUACUAUCAUAUCCAGAUGUAUUGACAUCGGCAAAUACGCGAUGAUUGGGACCAGUGUUAGGACAUGCGUUCGAUCGGAAUGGACGGGACAGAAGCCAUCCUGUUUUGGGUUGAAUCAAGAAAAUGACUAUGCAAUGGAAAAGCCUCCCACGAUUUUGAUUCGUCACCAAAAUGGACCGAUAGCGCAAAGCAACGACGGGAAGCUCAUCGUUUACCCGGGAACGACCGUGCACCUGGAGUGUCUUUGGAUGCGACGCUUUGGCAAUCCGAAAUGGAACGUCAGCCAUGAUUACAGAAAGUAUCCGGAGGGUUGGAGCUCGGACGAGGGGCGGGAUCCACAGCUGGAAUACCGAAUCAGCAUCAUGCAUGCGGUGAAGGAUGAUUCUGGAAUUUUCACCUGUGUUACACCGGCUCGGCACACGCAUGCAGUGGAAGUGAUUGUUAAGCCGGUGCACUGCAACGAAAUCCAAGUCAGACGAGGCCUGUCUGCAAGCACAUCGGAGACGAUGAUGGGCAUCCGAGUGCUAUUUUCAUGUACUAACGGAAACGCACUGAUCGGUACACCGGAAAUUACUUGUCUGCCGAGUGGCAAUUGGAGCGCUCCUCUUCCUGUUUGUGAGAGCGUCGAAUGUGGCGAGGUUCCAAUUCAGGCCAACAAUAAUGGAUCGGCACCGAGAGUUGCUAUACUUUCUCGAGAGGUUGGAGGCCGCUCGGCAUUCUCCUGUCCACCGGGGUACGGAUUGCGAGGACCAAGUGAAGCAAUUUGCUUGCCAUCUGGAGAAUGGGGUGGCCCAUUUCCUACGUGCGUCGAGGUUCAGUGUUUCCAUCCGGGAGCUCCACAGAACGGAUACGCACAGGGAACGCCCCCUUACAGGGCUGGAGAUGUUGUGCAGUUUAAUUGCAACCCGGAGUACAUGAUGCAAGGUCAGCCCAUAAUUGCCUGUCAGGAUAACGGGCGAUGGUCGGGUGGACUUCCAAAGUGUGUACAAGCGUGCUCAUAUCCUGGCACGGCAAUCAGCGGCCGGAUGUCGUCAGUCAAGUUUUACUACUCAAUAGGCGAAAGCAUCACGUUCACCUGCGAUAACGGCCUGGAGCUUCGGGGAGCCAAGAUGCUCAAGUGUUUGAAAAAUGGCAAAUGGUCCAACGCCAUCCCUACCUGUGUCAACCCGGAUGCGGUAAACGUGCGAAGCGAUGCCAAAGGUAUCUUCAAGCGGGAAAAUUAACUCCCAAUCUAGAGUGGUUUCUAUUUCCCAGAAUGGUACCCUGGGGAGACAUACAUAUAUCAAUGAAACAAACCGACUACUUAGAAGAUAACCGUAGCCAUUCACGUAGGGUGGAUCAAUCAAAUU
Messenger RNA from Aedes aegypti (yellow fever mosquito), 5892 nucleotides. RefSeq names its product sushi, von Willebrand factor type A, EGF and pentraxin domain-containing protein 1 (gene Hasp). The record is from RefSeq and is a predicted model, not a curated record. The transcript is spliced from 15 exons. Gene Ontology annotation, molecular function: peptidase inhibitor activity. Gene Ontology annotation, cellular component: extracellular region. Bases 523 to 5766 code for a protein of 1747 amino acids. Lineage: Eukaryota; Metazoa; Arthropoda; Insecta; Diptera; Culicidae.